CACAUUUUGCACUCAAUUUUUAUGCCACCGAACUAAUCAAAAGUCUUCGUCUUCGCUUCUCCAUGACCGUAACUCAAGUUUCUCAUUAGAAAAGAGUCGGAGCCAUUCUCUUGUUAUCAGUUAACAGAUUAUGGCUUCUUCUUCUUCUUCUUCCUCUUCUUCUUCAAUCAAUCCUCAAUGGAAGAAGUAUGAUGUGUUUAUAAGUUUUAGAGGUGCAGACAUCCGUGAUGGUUUUCUCAGUCAUCUGUACGAAGCUUUGCAUCGAAAACAAAUCUUCACCUUCAAGGAUGAAAACCUUCACAGAGGAGAAGAGAUCUCACCAGCCCUCUUGAAAACAAUUGAAAACUCACUGCUUUCCUUAGUCAUUUUCUCAGAAAACUAUGCCUUUUCUCCAUGGUGUUUGGAUGAGCUUGUGAAGAUUCUUGAAUGCCAGGAAACAACAGGACAAAUAGUAUUACCACUUUUUUACGGAGUAGAUCCUUCAGACGUUCAAGACUUGACAGGAAGAUUUGGUAAUGCCCUUGCUCAACAUAAAGAAAAAUUCAAAGACUGUUUAGAAAAGGUGGAGAGUUGGAGCCGUGCUUUGAAGGGAACGGCCAACAUUUCAGGGUGGGAUUCAAGAAUUAUUAAGCCUGAAUCUAAACUAAUUGACGAAAUUGUCAAUGAUGUUCGCAAGAAAAUAAAUCACUCGUUUCUAAGUGUUUACGAUAAUGAUGGCCUUUUUGGAAUCGAUUCUCGUGUGAAGGAAGUUGAAUCAUUGUUAUGUCUUGAAUCUGAAGAUGUGCGUAUGGUAGGAAUUUGGGGAAUGCCUGGUAUAGGUAAGACAACUAUUGCAGACAAAGUAUUUAAUAAAAUUGCGAACAAAUUUCAGAGUCAAUGCUUUAUUGCAAAUGUCCGAGAAGAGUUAGAAAAGCGCACUCCAGUUCAGUUACGACAUGAAAUCCUUGGCAAAUUGUUAGGAGGAGAAAAUCUUGAUGUAGGCACACCAUGUACAUUGCGUCAUUCAACUAAAAGAAGACUUCAAAAUACAAAAGCUCUUAUUGUUCUUGAUGAUGUGUAUGGUUACUUACACCUAAAAGAGUUAGUAGAAGGGUGGAAUUUGUGUGGUCCAGGAAGUAGAAUCAUUGUAACAAGCAAAGAUAAGCAAGUGCUGGAAAUUGUGGGCUGCGAGAAAUAUAUUUAUAAGGUUGAGAAAUUAAAUGAUUGUGAAUCUCUUCAACUCUUUAGCUUGCAUGCCUUCAAACAAACUCAACCCACAAAUGGAUACAUGAGGCAGCUAUCAGAAAGAGUGAUAAGUUAUACUCAAGGAGUUCCAUUAGCCCUCAAGGUUUUAGGUUGCAGCCUUUAUGGUAAGGGUGUGAAAGAAUGGGAAAGUGAGUUGAAAAAACUUGACACUAUUCCCAAUAAGGAAAUUCAGGGCAUUCUGAGAAGAAGUUAUGAUGGACUAGAAGAUAAUGAAAAGAGUAUAUUUCUGGAUAUUGCAUGUUUUUUUAAAGGGGAAAAUAAAGAUCGAGUAAAAAAUAUAUUAGAUUGCUGCGGUUUUUUUGCAGAAAGGGGAAUAGGUCGUCUGCUUGACAAGUCUCUGGUAACUAUUUCCAAAGAGAAGUUAGGGAUGCAUGACCUGCUACAACAAAUGGGUAAGGAUAUUGUUUGCAAGGAAAAUAAAAAGCCUAGAAAGCGUAGCAGGUUGUGGAAUGCCGAGGAUAUAUAUUACAUACUGAAAACAGACAAAGGGGCUGAAAGUGUUGAAGCCAUAUCACUGGAUUUGUCCAAAAUUAGAAACAUAGAACUAUGUCCUUCUGCCUUUGAGAAAUUUUAUAAGCUUAGAUUGCUCAAAUUUUACAAUCCUGGCUCUAAGGAAAUGAAGUUACAUCUUCCUAAAGGCCUGAAUUUUCUUCCAAAUGAGCUGAGGUUUCUCUACUGGGAUCAAUACCCUUUGAAAUCAUUGCCAUCGACAUUUUGCCCUGAGAAUCUUGUUGAAUUGCACAUGCAUAGUAGCCAACUCGAACAACUUUGGAACGAAGAUGCUCCGUGUCUUAAAAACUUGAAAUUUGUGGACCUCAGCAACUCGAAACAAUUGAUCAGAAUUCCAGACAUGUCGCAAUUCCCAGAACUUGAGGUUAUAAUUUUGAGAGGCUGUAUGAGUUUGGUUGAUUUUUCUUGGUCUUCUAAGUACCAAAGCAAGAUUACAGAUCUACAUUUUGGAAAAUGCUCAAAGAUAGUAAGUCUUCCAAACAGUAUGUGCAAUCCGAAAUUUCUAAAGCAGCUAGACUUCACAGAUUGUGUGAAUCUCCAUGGAUUGCCAGAGAACUUGGGGGACCUGGAAUCUCUUGAAUACCUGAUAGCCACUAGAAGUGGUAUAAAAAGACUACCAUCUUCUAUCAAUCAGUUGAAGAAAUUGUACUUCUUGAUCUGUGAUGGAUGUGAAGGUUUGAUAUUGCCUCCUUUCACAGGUUUGGCCAGUCUUGUCAAUCUUUCUUUGGACGGUUGUGGUAUAUCAGAAAUUCCCAGUAAUCUUGGCUCUUUAAGGUCAUUGGACCAUUUAUAUUUACGUGGAAAUAAUUUCAGAAGCAUACCUACAAGCAUCAAGCAAUGUUCUAAGUUGACAACACUUGUUUUAAGUGAUUGCAAGAGGCUUCAAUUUUUGCCAGAGCUUCCAUCAGCUCUACAAUGGUUAGAUGCAAUAAACUGCAUAUCUCUGGAAUUUAUAUCGAGAUCAUUCAAACAAGGAUAUAUGAAUUCCUGGUUUUUGAUGGAUCUUAGCAAAUGCAUUAAAUUGGAUCAGAGUGCAUGCAGUCAAUUGAUGGAAUGUCUACUGCUGAAACUUCAAAGCAUUGGACAACCAGAGGAACAGUAUCUGUUCAAUGAGCAUUAUCAAUAUCCGGGCAAAAAGGCUGAUGCAACGCUGCAUGAUUGCCUAGAAUGUUUAUGCAUCCCGGGAAGUGAAUUGCCAGAAUGGAUGAUGUACAAAAAUGAUAGUGGAUCUUCAUUGUCAUUCUCUCUCACAACAUCUGAUCCUCAUUCCCAUGCUCCUGAGUUCAUUAAGAUUGCUUUUGGUGUUCUAGUUGCACCCAAAGCUAAUCAUUCUCGUAAUUUCAUCGAGACUGGUAUUUCUAUUUCAUGCAGAUGCAACUUCAUAACUGACUCUGGAGAUAGCCUCGAAAUGCAUUCUUUUUGCAGACUGAUCAAAAGACAUCACAUUUCUCUUUGGUAUUCCAACAUUCAUUUACAUUCUAGGAAAUUUCGUAUCAGGGAGGCUUCAUUUCAAUUCUCGAUCAAUUACUCAUUCAACAGAUUACACUUGAGUGAAGCCCAUAAGUGUAAAGUCUACAAGUGUGGAGUCCAUCUUAUAUUUGAUCAUAACUUGGACGAUGAUGAUAAUGGAAAAAGAUGGUCAGAGAUGGUAUUUCAUGAUCGGACCAUGUCGGAGGGAUUGUUCUUUACUCCUAUUGUUGAGUAUGAAUAUGACGAACAAUAUCCCCUUCAAGGAUUGAAAGAGAAGCAAGAGUUUAAAUGUUUCGAUUUAAAUUUCUCACUAUCUUUUUUGUUCACAUUAGUUAUAUGCCUGGCUACUGCUUCAGAUCAAACCAAAGCCCAACCGACCCAGAUGGUCUUUACUUUGAUGCUCAUACAUGUGUGCUUGAAGUUGCUUUCCUUCAACUCUUCUCUAUCUCUUCACGGAAUUUACAGCUAAUUUCUUGGUAUUGUAGAAAUUCUAUUUUUGUUAACUAAUGUCAUUAUUAAUUAACAAAAAUUUUAUUUAUAAGUUGAGAGAUGCAUUUAUAAAUUACAACACUAUUAAGCUAA
Hevea brasiliensis (rubber tree) is the source of this 3807-nucleotide messenger RNA. RefSeq names its product disease resistance protein RPV1-like. The transcript is spliced from 5 exons. Lineage: Eukaryota; Viridiplantae; Streptophyta; Magnoliopsida; Malpighiales; Euphorbiaceae. The coding region runs from base 131 to 3694 and encodes 1187 amino acids. Gene Ontology annotation, molecular function: protein binding; ADP binding. The record is from RefSeq and is a predicted model, not a curated record. Gene Ontology annotation, biological process: signal transduction; defense response.